CCCCCCCCCCAAGAUCUGCAGGCCUUGACACUAUCAUCGAACGUUUGUGCCUUGCUCACACAAGUCAAGCAUUGCCCGCCCAUUGAUGGACCGUUGUCGGGCUUAAUCCUAGUUCCUAAGCGAUGUUUGGGUUUCAUAAGAACGAGACGCUGUCGCGCUCUAGACAAUCGUCUAUCGAUUCAUCUGUAGCAGAAGGCCGAAUUCUGACAUCAGUCCCUGAUUCGACAACUGCGUCGCAAUGUUCGGCAGAUUCGGACUACACUGAAGGUGCGCACUCGCCAGAACGGCGACGGAGGGCCACAUCUAACAGGCGAAACUCUGUCUUCAACAUGCGCUCGAGGAGUAACACAGCUGCUUCUACAGCCUCGUCGAUCAUGUCUUCUAGCCAUCCAGAUAUGGCUUCGUACGGCCAUACCGCUCCCGGUUCUCCACCUACACUUCGUCAUGUUCCCAGCCACAGCCGCCUUGACAACAAUGGCUCAAGGAGAUCAAUGUUCCGCGGAAAGAUGGGGAAAAGAUUGAGCGAGUCGGUUAGCAAUGGAGUGGAUGCCGAUGACUACCAGGAAGUAGAAGCUGGACGAAAGCGAGCAUCGUUCCUGCGAAAGAUGAAAGGGGCCAACGAGUCAGAGACCAUGUACAGCGAUCUGAAGAACCGCAUCUCCAGUCCAUUUGACUUCCAGCAUUUGACACAUGCCGACCGACAUCAGGUAGCUACGCUAGAGCAAGCUCCUGGGUCUGCGUUGGUUACUGGAUGGGCCGAGCGUGCUGCACGAAUGUCUGCUUCAGGACCCAACAGCCCUCGCAACAUGUUGACCGAGAAUCUGGUGGCAUCAGAGGCAGGCUAUGCCUCACCACCCCAAAGCCCACAUUUGAGGGAAUGGCAACAGUCCGACCCCAGUGCAUCUCGACAAGGACUUAGGCUAACUCGGUCUGUGGAGAGCUUCUCGCAGCCAGGCGUCAACAUUCGUAACCACCGCCACUCAUCGUCUGUCAUUGCGCCUCCUCGAACUUCUUCCCUUGGCCCAAAAUCAUCCAUUCAUAACAUACCUAAAGAGGAGGCAUGGAGCCAAGCAUCCACUUCUCGUUCGAGAAGACAGUCAGGCAUAUGGGACGCAUUUGCCCUGUCAACUGGAUCAACUAGUCAACUUCCAGGGAUUGCUGAGGAUUCCACCUUCGUCGGCAAUGCUGUCACAACACCAGAUGACUCCGCGAUUCAGGCCAUGACUCCACCAUUCAGUCCCAGCCUUGAUGAUGUCGCAGAGGAGCCGGAGCGUUUUGUCAAUCCCAGGCCUGCUCCUCAGCCAUCCCGAUUGAGAUCCCCAACAUCUCCCAGAUCACCCUUCCUGGAAUCGUUUUCUUUCAACGGUCAGCGCUCACUGGGCGUGAAGACUCGAUCGAGGGGUAAUCCGCACACCUCACCUAGGUGCUCUGCUCUUCCAAGCUUGACCGGUCAAACCGGUUCGCAGAUAUCGGAGACAUUGGAAUCCCCUACUCUGACACGCGCGAGUCCUGUCCCUAGACCAGUCGUUACACGUCGCAAGUCGAACACUUGGCGUGCCAUUGAAGAAUCUUGGGAGGAUGACGUGGACUACAUCUAUGAUAACGCCUUGGAAGCUGAAUGCGAUAACGACUGGGACUGCGUAUCUGAAGACGAGGGACUAAGUGAACGCCAUCAUGCUCUGACGCGAGCAGUCUACGAGGAAAGGUUUCCAGCACCACGGCCCGCGCAACAACCGCCUCAGCCUCCCAGUAAGAAGCCAACGUUCCGACUGCAGCUUCCAUUUGUAUCGUCGCGCUUGCUUCUGGACAAUGACAAUGUCCCGGAACUGGGCUCUGCAUCCGGAGCAUCAGCAUCUACGACAACAAUCAGCCUCCAGACACCAUUCCAUGAGUCAGAAGGAUUCAUCUUGAGCCCUUCCCUCCUGCUUCCCCAGGCCUAUAAGGAGCCAGCAGAGGCCUCCUAUGAAGAUAUUUUGAAGGAGUAUGACGGAUCUGACUGUCAUUUCCCCAUUAUGGAUCUCGAUGAAAGCGCAACAAGCUCAACCCGCAGCAGUCACGUCCGCUUCAGCCGCCGGAGCUCGUACGACAGCAGCCUCACGUCUUCGGCUCAAAGCUCUGGGCUAUGGAGCUCUCCCAUCAGACGCUCAGCAAGCUCUGCCGGCAGCCUCCCAGAGCUGGUACACUCGCGUCGCACUCGACAGAAUUUCAAUCUGAUUGUGGACGAGCUUUCCGAGCAAGUUGCGAUUUUGGAGGCGUUCGGCAGUGACAACGAGGAGGAUGAUGAUGUCACUCCACCAGGACCCUCUCGUCGCUCGGCAGAACGUUCCUUCUUCUCUUCUGCGCGGGACUUGGCCAACAACGAAAGUUACCAGCGCAACAAGCAAUCCCACAAGCAGACUCUUUCGGAUGGCGUAGCUCAUAUGCUCGCCCCCGCCAGUACUCCUAAGACUCGCAGCCGCGCAGCCACCACUAGCUACAAAGCCGGCGAGGAGUACCUUCAUCUCUUCCCUACACCACCCUCAUUUUCACCUCCCACCACCGACUAAGUCGACCUUCCACCGACCCUGAAUCGCACUAUGCCCACACCACCUCGUGCCAGUCUAGCACACCGUGGCAUGGCUGGUCCAUGCCUUGACACGCUUGCACGAUCCAUGUUGGUUGGAUCUCUAUUACACAAUCCAUACACUUCACUGUACAUAUUCACGACUCACCAUGAAUUCCGUUCUUAGCUUUUGGCGUUCUUCUCACCGGACCAAGAGGAUAGAUUUGAUCGGCGCAUAGAGUCUCGGUAUUUGUAGAAUCUGUUGUCUAGUUUCUUGUCGGUCACGCACACUACCUUACCAGGUGUUGCAUCUGUACGCGAUUUCAUAUUUCAGACGUUCGCACCUGCUAUCAACGAUAGUCACAUUUCCUUUGUAGUCAAGGCGCUUGAGCUUACAGUAAUGGCGCCUCAAUUCGUGUACGGUGUUCACCAAAGGCGACUGGAAGUAAUCGUAGAUCACAACUAUCCAAGCGCAUUACAGCAUAACCUCA
Molecule: messenger RNA, 3033 nt
Organism: Didymella exigua CBS 183.55
Lineage: Eukaryota; Fungi; Ascomycota; Dothideomycetes; Pleosporales; Didymellaceae
Exons: 2
Coding region: 123-2546 (807 amino acids)
Source: RefSeq, a predicted model, not a curated record